AUGCCAAAUUACUACGAUGAGCUGGAGAUUGAAGAUUUUGCUUGGGAUCCAAUAGCUCGGGUUUUUCAUUACCCCUGCCCUUGCGGCGAUAGAUUCGAGAUAUCAAAAGAUCAGUUGAGGGAAGGGGAAGAGAUUGCAAUCUGCCCGAGUUGCAGUCUCAUUGUCAGGUUGGACUGGGAGGACUAUGUGACAUCUGAUGAAGAGGAUGAGGUGGACACACCGGAUACGGAAGAGUCACCUGUUGAAACGCCUGGAGAGGCAAAGGCGGAAGAAGCAGGCCUGGGUGUGGGACAUAAGAAAGCAGAAAAGUAA
This is a messenger RNA of Kwoniella shivajii, 312 nucleotides long. Its product is annotated as diphthamide biosynthesis protein 3. The transcript is spliced from 2 exons. The record is from RefSeq and is a predicted model, not a curated record. The coding region runs from base 1 to 312 and encodes 103 amino acids. Lineage: Eukaryota; Fungi; Basidiomycota; Tremellomycetes; Tremellales; Cryptococcaceae.